Mercenaria mercenaria is the source of this 993-nucleotide messenger RNA. Its product is annotated as sodium-coupled monocarboxylate transporter 1-like. The record is from RefSeq and is a predicted model, not a curated record. Gene Ontology annotation, molecular function: symporter activity. Gene Ontology annotation, biological process: transmembrane transport; sodium ion transport. The transcript has a single exon. NCBI's taxonomy places the organism in Eukaryota, Metazoa, Mollusca, Bivalvia, Venerida, Veneridae. Gene Ontology annotation, cellular component: membrane. The coding region runs from base 1 to 993 and encodes 330 amino acids.
AUGGCGGCUUUGGAAGGUGCUACAAUAUUUGCAUCUAAACGCUGCGAUAUUCUUGGCGCAGAAGUAGUGUCUAAUAUAAACGAAAUAUUACCUUUUACAGUACUGGAAAUAUUUCAGAACCAGCCAGGACUGUCCGGACUUUUUAUUGCUUCAUUGUCCAGCGCAGCACUAAGCACUCUUUCAUCAUGUAUGAGUAGUCUCUCUGCUAUUACCUAUGAAGAUAUUAUAAAAAUAAAAUUUCCAGGGAUGCAUCCGUAUAAAGCUAUAAGAAUUGCAAAGUUUCUAGUUCUGUUAUACGGGUUAGUUGCAAUGGGACUUGCCUUUGCAAUAUCACAGAUACCUGGGUCUGUGUCAGCAAUUUUCGCUAGUUUCAUGGGAUGUAUGGACGGUCCAGUUUGUGCAAUUUUUGUAUUAUCCGCAAUGUUCAGACGAGCGACAACAAAAGGUGUAUUCCUAGGCGCAGUUUGUGGCAUGGUGGCUUCAUUUUGGAUCAACAUGGGUAGUCUGUUUUCCGGAUUACCCUCUUACCCAUAUCUGCUGUCUGGACCGACCGAUCAGUGUUAUAUGUACGAAGGAAAACAAUCUAAAAACAUUUCAAUCCUGCAUAUGCAUGCAAUGGAAAAUGUAACAAAUACUAGACUUUCCAUUGUUAAUGUCUCCACAACAAUGUCAGCAGCAGACGACACUUCUUCUGACAGCAUGUCUCCUCUAGCGAAAAUAUAUAGUACUUCCUACAUCAUGUUCUCAUUCAUAGGCUUUAUGACGUCAUUAAUUAUUGGAUUCCUGGCGAGUUUACUCACUACACCACCAAAACAGUUUGACGAAAGGUGUCUGUUUUCUUUCAGAAAGCAUUUCGUAGAAGAACUGUUUAAAACCAAAAAAGUAAAUGCGUUAAAUCAGAAAGAAGUAGACGAGGUUAAAAAGUCAGUUUUCCUUCUCAUGGUUUUAUUCUUGUAUAUAUAUGGGUUUCGCAACUAUAUGACAUCACGAUGA